Messenger RNA from Catharus ustulatus (Swainson's thrush), 7348 nucleotides. It is a transcript of the gene HEG1, whose product is annotated as heart development protein with EGF like domains 1. Lineage: Eukaryota; Metazoa; Chordata; Aves; Passeriformes; Turdidae. The coding region runs from base 237 to 5777 and encodes 1846 amino acids. Gene Ontology annotation, biological process: heart development. Gene Ontology annotation, molecular function: calcium ion binding. The transcript has 21 exons. The record is from RefSeq and is a predicted model, not a curated record.
UGCCCUUUUACUUUCGGGCGCCGGCACUUGGCCGCAGGCUGCUGCCGCUGCCGGCCGGGCCCCCCCUCGCCCCCUCCGCUAUGGGCACCCCGCACUUCUAAGGCGCCGCCCCGCGGGGGGGGCACGGGGAAUUCAUUAAAAAUCGCUAUUUACGUGGUUAUUCAUUGCCCCGCUCCGGGUAUGUGAACAACCACCCCCCUGCCCCCCCCGCUCCCCUUCCAUCCACCCCCAGCGCCAUGCCGGCAGCCUGCACCCUGCUGCUGCUGCUGGGCUUGGGGCUGGUCCCGCUCCCGCCGGCCGGCUCGCUGCCCCUCGCUUCCCCGCGGCGUCUGCCUCCACCUCCCCCUCCUCCUCCUCCGUCCCGGAGCCGUCUCGGCCGCCCUGCCUCGCCUCCCGCCGCGGGACCCGCCGGCAGCCCGGUCAUUGGAAGCAGCCAUCAGGAGAGAAGCCCAAGCACAGAGAUGAGGACUCCUGGUGCCCCUGUGGAGCUGGUGACGAUGCUGGCUGGGAGCAGGGAGUGGGCAUCACUGCCUGACAGGCAGGGGACAGUGCCAGCAACAAGCAGGGUCACAGGGCACACUGUCCCCCCUACCAGUGAUGGGGAUGUCAGCCCUCCAGGAGCAGGAUCCCCAGAGAACCCAUCUGCUGGGACAGUGACCCACCUGCUCACCCACAGCCAUCCUGCUGACCCUGGAAGCCAUCACCAUGCUGCAGGCAGGCAGGGGAGAGGCAAGAGGGCUCUGGCUUCUCCCAGCACCCCAGCAGCUGCUGAAGGGACAGCACCAGGCUCGGAAGCUGUCGGCACCAAUUCGGCUGAGGGCACGCAGGGAGGGCACCACAGGGUCUGGAAUGUGUCAGAGUUUAACCACACCAUGCUGCCACCUUCAUCUCCAGAAUCUCAUCACCCAGGCACUGGCAGCCUCUCUCAGCCCGUGAGCAGCUGGGUGGGCACAGAGCUGGGCAGCAGCCCUGCCAUGGGCACUGCAGCUGCUUCACCCAGCCCCUCGGGCAGCAGCCCCAGCACUGCCCUCCCUGCCCUCCUGGGACAGCCCCAGGCCUCCUCCCACGCUUCAAGCACCCAGGCUGGGGCAGAGCAGAGCAUGCUGCACCCCAGGGGUGUCACGGGGAACUCCACCAGCCCUUUGCUGGCAGCAUCACCUCCCAUGGACAGCGCUUUUGGAGCCAUUGGAAGCAGCCACCAACCAUCCAACAACUCAACUACGGAGAGGUUUGAUUCGGAUUUCCCCACCACCAGCUCCUCUGUUUCCACAACAGCCACCAAGGGUGGAGGGAGGACAUUAAGGUCUCUGCCAACCAGCACCAGGCUGGCCACCACGGCAGAGAUUUCCACCUCUGGGACUGAAAUCAGCAGCUCUUCAGCACAGAGCCAGACCCCUGGGAUGUCUGUGGGUGCCCAGGAUGAUGGAGGCAGAGGUGUCACAGACCCAUUGCUCACAGGCUUGCCAUCCCCUUCAGAAAGUGCUUCCACAACUUUUAGCAGCAAUUAUGAACCCCCCAAGAGCAUCCCAGGUGUAGAAGAGGCGACGCUGCUCUUGGACAUCCAGGGUGCUGACAUGUCCAGCACGGCAGUGGGAACACUGAUGUCCCCAGAAAAUGGCCACACAACUGGGGUGACAAGGGACCUUGCCACCAGCACCAACCCCACGAGCUCUUUGGGAGGGGUCUCCUCUUCCCUGAGGACUGGGACACAUCAUCCCAAUAGCUCACAGGAAGCCACCGAUCUCCCAGGCCCUCCUGGGGGCCCUUUGCUCACAAGCUCCCUCUCUGCCUCUGAAGGUCCUUUCCGAGGUGUCAGAAGCAGCCACAGACCAGCGGCAGAGAAAACCUCCCUCAGUUCCUCUGCCACCAGCACUCCCAUUUCAGUCGUGCCCAGCAGUGGUGGGAGGCUGCCCUCGGGCAGCAGCCCUGGGAGAGCAACCAAGGGCUCCACGUCCAGCAGUGCCAUGUUCAGAACCUUGGGCACCACCCAGCCCUUGCCCACAUCUUCUGUGAGAGACACCUCCAGGGGUCAGGGCUCCACAGGAAUGACAGAUUUCACUGAGGUGGCAGACUCCUCCCUGACACACUCCCACUCUCCUUCAGAAGGUCCUUCCACAGCUACUGGAAGCAGCCAUGUGUCAGUCAGCAUCCUGUCAACAGAGAGAAGAACCGAUUUCCCCAGCACCAGCACCUCUGUUUCCACAACAGCCACCAAGGGUGGAGGGAGGACAUUAAGGUCUCUGCCAGCCAGCACCACCCUGGCCCAAACAACAGAGAUUUCCACCACUGGUACAGAAAACAUCAGCUCUCCAGGCCAUUCCCAGUCUUCUUUGGGAACACUGGGUAGUGGUGGCAGAGGUGCCACCCUGUCAUCCUUGAACCCAUUGCUCACAGGCUCACCAUCUGCUUCAGAAAGCACCUCCCCAGCAGACAUGACCUCAGCAAUGGGAGGACACCUGCCUCUCACCAGCACGCUCAGUGUGGUGACAGCUACUGCCAGUGAGGAGAGCAGCACAGUGCCUGUGCUGGACACCCAUGGAGCUUCCAGUGCCACAGGGAGCUCCUCUUCCUCUUCCCCCCACGCCAGCACCCUGGACACAGUCCUGCUGUCCUCAUUGGCAGCAGAGCCUGGGAAGCAGAGCCGUGUUUCACAGAGCAGUGCUGGACUCAGUGAGCUUCCAACAAAGCUGCUGCCUGCGUUUUCUCCAAGUGUUUCAGUGCCUUCACCUUCAGCCACACUCUUCAUCCACAAGGAAGGGACAUCUCAAGCCCCAGGCAGCCACAGCACUUGGAGUACAAAAGCAGAAAGCCUCACAUCUCAUCUGGACACAGAUGGGGACAUCCACACCGACCCUGUCCCAUCCUCCACGGCAUGGCCUCGAGUGACUCAUGUCUCAUCUGGCCGAGCAGGGUCCCCAGAGCCCAAGGUCACCCUUCCAUCCAAGGUCUUCACCUACUUCUCAGCUGCUGCUGAACCUUCCACUGUUGGCAGCAGCCAUCACUCCCUGAGCAGCUCGAGUGCUGAGAAGAGGCUGUCCAGCCCCAUCACCGAUCCCAUCACCGAUCCCAUCACCGAUCCCAUCACCGAUCCCAUGCAUGGCUCAUCCACGCCUGUGGGUACUGAGGAGGGGAUGCUGCACUCAGUGACAGAUGGCACAUUGGCCACUGGCAUGGAGAGCUCCUCUUUCCAUGCUGCAGCUUCCAGCUCUCCAGGGCUGUCAGAACCAGCAGUGGUGGAGCAGGGCAGGACAGCCAAUGCCUCCUCCAGCAGCGGGGCUUUCACGGGCUUUGCGACGGAGACGGUCUCCGUCCGUUCUGCCAAGAUACCCUCUUCCUCUUCUUUCCAAAACGAUCUCACAAACUUUUCAGGGAGCCAUCAGCCAGUCAGUAGCAUCGAUGCUGAGAAAAGGACCUCCGUUUCUCACACAGAUGGCACAUACAUUUCAACCACAUAUACCAGAGGAGGAGAAAGGACACUCCUGUCUAUCUCCAACAGCAGCACCUCUGCUGACUCCUCAGAAAGCUCCACCUUUUUUUCUGAAAUUUCCAGCCCUUUUGAUGCCUCACAAUCAUCUGUGGCUCAUGACAGGCAGACCAAUGCAUCGAACAGCAGCAGUUUUGUGGAACCAUCUACGCAGCCAUUGCUGGUGCACCCAUCCAAACUGUCGACAUCUGCUUCUACAGGCAUAGAAAAUACAACUCUAUCCAACACUGACUCUGGGUUGUUGAACACUGACAGAUCAUCUCUGUCUUCAUCAGAGUUUCCAGCCUCUUCCUCACAGUCAUCACUGCAGCACUCGCUGUCAUCAACACCACCCCCAACUCGUCUGUUUACACUGUCAGAAUCACCUGAGCCACGCUCGUUCUCUGUGAUGACAUCUUCACCUCCUCUGUCGUCUUCCUUGCCCACCUCCUCCUUGCCCUCCCCAUCUUACUCAUUAGCAUCAUUACUGUCUGUGUUUUCAUCACCCUCAUCCAUCUCACAGUCCAGCAAGAGUGACCAAGCAAGCACCACUGUGGCUACGAGUGUGGUCAGGCAGGUGCCCUCCACAGUUACCACAGCCAGGAGCUCACCCAGAGAGACCAACAAGCCCAAUGUCACACACCAGCCCCAAAAGAGCACCACCUUCACACCCACCAGGUCACCUCUCCCUACGGCGCCCAUGGAGCUGCUUGGUGGACGCGUGGUGUCCGUGUCUGCUCCUGUGACAGUAACGGAGGCUGCCUCACCUGGAGAUGCCACCACCCAAGGGCACAGCUUUGGGAAGGCAACACCACUGCUCACCACAGCCAGCGUUUCUCCACAGACUGGGCCAACAGAUGCACCCCUCAGUCCCUCCCCAAGUACAACAAAUCACAGCAGCAUUGUCCCCGCAGUGGCGGUGACCACGGUGAAACCUCCUGUGCCGACAACGCCGGCCGGCCGCCAACCCACCCCAGGUGAGGCCAGCACCACAAAGGACCACAGGACCCAGACACCCACUGCCACUAAGCACAGUCACACCACUGGUGAAAGCACAGAAGCCAUGAACCUCACCACUGCAAAGCCUGGUAAAGUCACCGAGGAAAACAUCCCUGCCACAAGUCCUACUGAAGCACCUCCAACCACCAAGAGCACUGUGAGCACCACAACUACUUUGGCUGCUACCAAACCAACCACUGUUCCUCCCACGAGCAGCACGGCCGGGCUGAGGACGUCACCUCCAGCAGCAGAGGUGGACAAAUGUCUUUCCAAUCCUUGUCCUGCACUGGCCACCUGCAACAACACCCAUGGCUCCUAUAUCUGUCAGUGUCCUCUUGGAUAUGAGCUGGAAAAAGGGAAGUGCAACUUAGUGAGAAUAUUUAUUGGCCAGGUUCCCCUGAAACUUAAUAUCACCCAUGGGAAGUACACAGAGCUCUUCCACAUUGAGAGGGAGAUCCUGGAGAUGCUCAAUGCAUCGCUGUCAGGCUUGCCAGGAUACCACCACUCCACAGUUAAGGCAAGCAGGGAGGCAAAUUUUGUGCACGUUUCAGUGCAAUCCACGUUCUCUUUAGCAUCCAACGUGACUUUCUUCGAUGUUAUCAGCAGUGUGAAAAGCUAUAUUCGAGCUUGCAAAUCCCCCACUGAAGCCUGCCAAUUCAUCUCCAGCCUGAAAUCACUCCACAGAGCUGGCAGCUUGUGCAGACAGAAGGACCCUGAAUGUGACAAGGAAACUUCAGAAUGCACCGACUUUGAUGGAGUUGCACUCUGCCAGUGCAAAAGUGGAUACUUCAAAUACAACAAAAUGGACCACUCCUGCAGAGCCUGUGAAGAUGGAUUUAAGCUGGAAAACGAGACCUGUGUGAGCUGCCCUUUUGGCUUGGGUGGAUUCAACUGUGGAAACCCCUAUCAGCUCAUCACGGUGGUGAUUGCAGCGGCAGGAGGGGGACUGCUGCUCAUCAUGGGCAUAGCACUGAUCGUCACCUGCUGCCGGAAGAAUAAAAAUGACAUAAGUAAACUGAUUUUCAAGAGUGGGGAUUUCCAGAUGUCACCUUAUGCUGAAUACCCGAAGAAUCCCCGGGCACAGGAGUGGGGCAGAGAGACCAUCGAGAUGCAGGAGAAUGGAAGCACCAAGAACCUGUUGCAGAUGACAGAUGUGUAUUAUUCGCCAACUGGACUGAGAAAUCCUGAACUGGAAAGAAAUGGACUUUAUCCUCCCUACACUGGUUUGCCUGGAUCUCGACACUCAUGCAUCUACCCUGGACAAUACAAUCCAUCCUUCAUUAGUGACGAAACCAGAAGAAGAGACUAUUUUUAACAGACAGUGGAGAGGGAGUGGAAGAUUGACACAGUUGUGUGGCCCUUAAUCCUCAGCUCCAAUCUGUCUCCUGGGUAGUUCAGGCCACAGCAAUCUUACUCUUCCCAUUUAAUAGGAAGGACUUUGAACUUCAUGCUGAGCAUUGCUGCCCUGAGGGACGGUCACAGUUGCUGAGCAUCAGAGAGGAGGAGGAGGAAGAGGAGGGAAUGGCUCAAGAAGCACAUCACUAAAAGACCCAGAGGGAAGCUAACACAUGUACCCCUUAUUCAUUCUUCGCUCUUCGCGCUACAUGGGCAAGCAUGGAUGAGUACAGGCAGAUGAGCUGUGCCCAGCACUCUGCAUUGAAUACCACUAGGGAGUGUCCUGUUUACAGAUCUCAUUCACUGUUGACUCUGCUUGUCUUCCUAGCCAGCCUUCAUGCAAAGAUUCACUGUGCAGCUGCUUUUGGUCAGGCAAGUUUGUCCACUCCUUCUUAGACCACUGCCUUGCUGUUGGCUUCAUGCAUGACAGGGAAGCUGGCUUGUCUUCUGGCCCUCACCUUCUUACUGGUAAAAGUUCUCCAGAUUUCUGCUUGCUAAAGCCCAGAGUCUGGCAAUGUUGGCUGAAUUCAUGGGUUGAUUGUUUCCAAGGGGUGCAGGAAAGUUAGUCACACCACUGCAAUUUUAAUGGAAAAAAGCACAGUUGUUCCUCUGUGCUGCUUUGAAAAACUCCUGUAUAUAGGGAAUGUUGUUAUUUUGUCAACCAAUGCUGUUCAGAGGUGAUGCCACUACACGCCAUCAUGGUGCUUCCAUAUGGGAUCCUUUGGGGCUCUGUUUCCCUGCAAGGAUUUAAAUGCCUGUAGACACAGCAAUACAAUAUUAAAUAAUUACUCACAAGGAAGAAGAUGAGCUGUUAAUUCAGAAUGCUUUUUAUGAAGAAUUUGUGAAGGAAUAAUAAUGCUGUAACCUUGGCUGGGCAGAGGAAUCUGAAUUCUGGGCACUGAAGAUGGGAUAUGUUUUCAAACCUCCACAGUCCACCUUGAAUUUGUAGGAAUUGUGGAGGCUUUUAGUGCAUUGGAAAAGAGGGCUUACUGCAGCCAGUUGCAUUUAAGGAAGAGAAAAACAUGAUGUUUGCAAUCCUAGCAUAGCAAAGAUCACUUAUGUUGAAGUGUUUUUCUUUCUUCCAUCCUAGUUUCGAGUGAUUCAGACCAGGCAAGUUUCCUCACCCAGGUGUGUUCGUUCACAUUAGCAGAAGCUGAAGAAUGUAAGUUAUUGCAUUUCUCACCAAAGAUCAGUUUGAAACACAUGGACUAUAUUCUGACCUAAAGUAAGUGCUGAAAGAGCUCUUAUUAAUCACAGAACUCUGGAAUGGGUUGGGUUGGAAGGGAUCUUACAGAUCAUUUUUUUCCCAACUCCUCUGCCAUAAGCAGGGACAUCUUCCACUAGACCAGGCUGCUCAAAGCCACAUCCAAGCUGGCUUUGAACACUUGCAGGGAUUGGGUAACUUCUCUGGAUAACCUGUUUCAGUGCCUCACCACUCUCAUACUGAAGAAUUUAUUUCUUGUAACUAAUCUAAAUCUACCUUCUUUGCUU